This is a messenger RNA of Anoplopoma fimbria (sablefish), 1326 nucleotides long. RefSeq names its product opioid receptor, delta 1a (gene oprd1a). Gene Ontology annotation, cellular component: neuron projection; membrane. Bases 1 to 1128 code for a protein of 375 amino acids. Gene Ontology annotation, molecular function: G protein-coupled enkephalin receptor activity; neuropeptide binding. The record is from RefSeq and is a predicted model, not a curated record. NCBI's taxonomy places the organism in Eukaryota, Metazoa, Chordata, Actinopteri, Perciformes, Anoplopomatidae. Gene Ontology annotation, biological process: neuropeptide signaling pathway; G protein-coupled opioid receptor signaling pathway. The transcript is spliced from 3 exons.
AUGGAGCCGUACACCGUCCCAGGAGCGCACAUCUCCCUGUCCGACCUCUACUCCGUCAUCCCCUUCAAUGUCACCUUCCCGGACGAGGAGCUUGUCGACAGGCUGCAUAACUCCACCGUGCCGCAGCGUCCAGUGAGGAGCGCCGGCGGCAUAAUCAUAGCUAUAUGCAUCACGGCUCUCUACUCCGUCAUUUGCGUGGUGGGACUUCUGGGCAACGUCCUCGUAAUGUACGGGGUGGUCAGAUACACCAAGAUGAAGACGGCCACAAACAUCUACAUCUUCAACUUGGCUCUUGCCGACGCCCUCGCCACCAGCACGCUGCCCUUCCAGAGCGCCAAAUACCUCAUGAACACCUGGCCGUUUGGGGAACUCCUGUGCAAGCUCAUUAUUGCCAUUGACUACUACAACAUGUUCACAAGCAUCUUCACCCUGACUAUGAUGAGUGUGGACCGCUACAUCGCUGUGUGCCACCCAGUCAGAGCGCUGGAGUUUCGGACGCCGGUCAAGGCUAAAAUGAUCAAUGUGCUCAUCUGGGUCCUGUCCUCUGCAAUUGGGGUGCCCAUUAUGGUCAUGGCUGUGACCAAAGACAAGGAUAAUGGUCAAACCAUGUGCAUGCUGAAGUUCCCUGACCCUGACUGGUACUGGGACACGGUGACAAAGAUCUGUGUCUUCAUCUUCGCUUUCGUGGUUCCUGUGAUGGUCAUCACUGUAUGUUACGGCCUGAUGAUCCUGCGCCUGAAGAGCGUUCGUCUGCUCUCAGGCUCAAAGGAGAAAGACCGCAACAUGCGCCGCAUCACCCGCAUGGUCCUGGUAAUUGUGGCGGCCUUCAUCAUCUGCUGGACCCCCAUCCACAUCUUCAUCAUCGUGAAGACCAUGGUGGAGAUCGACACAAGGAACCCCUUCGUGAUAGCCAGCUGGCACCUGUGCAUCGCUUUGGGCUACACCAACAGCAGCCUUAACCCUGUCCUUUACGCAUUUUUGGAUGAAAACUUUAAGCGGUGCUUCAGGGAUUUUUGCCUUCCCUGUCGGACCCACGUGGAGCAGCACAGUCUGACAAGAGGCCGUAACACCACCAGGGAGCCAGUGUCCGUAUGUGCACCGACAGAAGCGGAAAAGAAGCCCGCAUGACUAGGCAUGGAGUGGGUCCCCCACAGCUCUCGCUCGAGGAGGAUCCAGCAAGAUCUUCAAUCAGAGGUCACCCAGAUCUCCACAACAGAGUUUUAAAGAUCUUACAGAGAAAUAGCUUGUCUCAAAGAACAGAGUCAUGCCGGUUAUUCCCUCCAUUUUGGCUGACUGAACAUUCAAAAGAAAUAGCUAAAGAAAACG